Messenger RNA from Nymphaea colorata (pocket water lily), 3427 nucleotides. Its product is annotated as plant UBX domain-containing protein 11. The record is from RefSeq and is a predicted model, not a curated record. Gene Ontology annotation, molecular function: protein binding. Lineage: Eukaryota; Viridiplantae; Streptophyta; Magnoliopsida; Nymphaeales; Nymphaeaceae. Bases 1432 to 3072 code for a protein of 546 amino acids. The transcript is spliced from 10 exons.
UUGCCGGCUUCUUUUCUAUAUCUUUUUGCUUUAAUUUUGUUUUCUUUCACUCUUCUUUCUGUCCCUCCCUUUUCCUUUAUCCUUUUCUUCUUAUUUUUCAUUGCCGCACCCACCACUUUAGUCUUCUUUUCUCCUGAUGUCUACCCGUUUCUUCUUAAUUUCUCUCUGCACGAUUUCUAAUUGCUGUUUGUGGAAUUUCCUGUGUCUGUAGUUGCUGUCGAUUUAUUGGUUUGGUUGUGAAUCUAUUUUGUUGGUCUCAUUUUGCAUGUAUAAUACUUGUUGAUAUUAGUCAACUCAAGAUUUGUUAUUUUUGACAUGAUUUUGCAUCCGUUAUUACUACCUAGUUUUUGGUUAGCAUCAGCAUAUUGUAGAGUUCUGCCAAAUGUUUUUUAGUUACUUCUGUGUGGCGGCAUUUAGACUAGUUUACAGUUGACAUAUCUCAGUAUAAUGUUUGGAAAGGGAUUCACUGUGUAGUUAACCCAGUAGAUUUCAAUGUUUUCCAGUUGAUUCAUCUCAUUUAUCAGCCCAUUUCGGGUCUUGAUUCUUCUAGCUGAUGAAAUGGGUUUUGGUCUAGAGUGACUCGAAACAGUUUAACCAAACAAGUCUGGGAACUUGAACCCGACGGGCCAACAGGAUCUUUUGUACUUUGAUCAUUAACAACGUAUACCCAGGUACUUUUGUUUUAAAUCUGACUAUUUGAGGUUAUACUACCUGGUCUGAGAAUCUAGGUUGUGUCAAUUCGGAUCUGAUUUAAAGCAGACAAUCUCCUGUAACGGGAGGUCAGUAGCUUGGAUAUAAAGUGGUUAUAGGCGCCAAAAGGUUAAUGUCUAUCACAUGUAAAGCAAAAAAAUUGAAACAAUAAAUGACACGAUAGUCAUCAGUUAUAUUUACAAGGGUCACAAAGGUUUACUUACGCAGCUGAAACUGAGACUAGCUGAUUUCAAUGGGAAGAAAGUAGGCUGCAGGUGGGGAGAGAAGCACACAAUAAGCAUCAACGAGAGAGAGAGAGAGAGAGAGAGAGAGAGAGAGAGAGAGAGAGAGAGAGAGAGAGAGAGAGAGGUCUGACUCAUGGUUGUAAAUGAAGAACAGAAAGUGAGUGGAAAGGAACCUGAUGGACAGCUAGGCAGUGAACCUGAAAGGCAGUCUAGCAACCCAGCACUAAAAGAAGGUGGAGGCCAUGAAGGGCAGCAGUUUGGCCAAGGUGGCGGAGCCAUAACAGGAAUGGUGGAGGAGGAGGAGGCGACAAUAUGAAAUUGGUGGCAGAAAAAAUGAGUUAUUCAGUCUUUCUUUUACACUUGACACUCAUGAGUUGACUGAUUUAGUGAUUUUUGUGCUUUUUUUGGCGUCUCAAUACUGUUUCUGUUGACCAAACUCAGCUGAUUUGCCGAAGACUCAGGACUUAGGCGAGUCACCUGAUGAUGCUUGGGUCUGAUGGACUCUUCUGCAUCUGCGCUGGCAUUUAAAGGAUCAGUAGCUGAGGCAAUUGCUGAAGCAAAAGCAAAGAAUGAGAUCCUCCUUGUCUAUGUCUCAGGUACAAAUGAAGAUUCAGUGCUCCUAGAGAAGUCCACAUGGGUGGAUCCAAAUGUGGCAGAGGCAGUACUGAAACAUUGUGUCUUCCUGCAUCUUAUUCAAGGAAGUCUUGACUCAAUUAAUUUUUCUGCUUGCUAUCCCAUCAAAGCUAUACCAUCUAUAUCGGCUGUUGGAUAUAAUGGGGUGUUACUUUGGCAGAGUGAAGGCUAUACCAAUCCUGAAAAGCUAUUAGCUGGAAUUCAGAAGGCAUGGAGCGACCUGCAUUCUCAGGGUUGGUUGCAGGAAGCAGCCGCAGCAGUAUUGACUGCAGCAUUGGUAUCAAAUAAGUCAGAAGAACCUAGUUCUAGUACUUCUAACGCUUCUGAAUUGCUAAAAGCAAGUUCUGAAAUAGCUGACAUGCCUUCAUUGUUAAACAAUGGAUUAACUGAAGGAGAACAAUCCACAAAAUGGUCUGGGACAGCAUCCUCAAAAGAGGAAUGCAGAUAUGAAGCUGAGGGAAAUGACAAAUCCAAGGGAGUGCCUUCCUCAGGAAUGGCACGUGAUGCCCAGGAAGACUGUUUUGCUGAUGAUAAAAGGGUCUUGGCUGAAGAAAAUGACAUUUCAUCUAGUCCUGUCAGAGACAUGAGAUACACAGGCUGUGAAGUUCAGUCCAUAAGUGCCAGACCCAGAUCCCAGCCACAGGUGAAUAUCAAUUCCAAUGUGCAGUUCGUUAAUAAAGCAGAAGACCCGAUAUCCAAGAUGAAUCUCUCGAAUUCUGGGUUCUCAUAUUCAGAGACAAUUGUUGAUCCUACUGAAAAUAAGCCAAAUAGCUUGACUAUUCAAGAUUUUGGAGCAGAUAAAGAGAACAGAGCCUCUAGAAUGUCAAGUGAUGUUCAUCUGAACAUCCGAUUGUCAGAUGGUGCAAGCAUUCGAGGAAUGUUUUCAAUCAACGAUACACUUGAAAUGGUGAAGAAGUAUGUUGACCAAAACCGCACAGAUGGUAGUGGUCCAUAUUCCCUUGGAAUUCCUUAUCCUCGAAAACUGUUCAAUGAACAAGAUAUGAGUAAAGGACUAUCAGAAUUAGGUUUUGUUGGUAGAGAAGCACUUAUCGUUGUCCCACAUAACAAAUCCAGCGUGGCUCAACAAAGAGAAACAGCUUCUGAGUCUCUCACUGCAAGCCCUUCUGCAUCAGUUGGGAGUAAUGACGGGCGGUUUGGAAUUGUCUGGAAAAUACUUUCGUACUUUAAUCCUUUCUCCUAUUUCAAUGGUGCUCCUAGUUCAGAUGAGGAACCUCCAAAUUCUGGUACUGGCAUGUGGCAAUAUGGCCCUGAUCCUGCUGCUUGGAGUACCACAUCAACUGCUCGACCAUUUCCGAAUUACCCUUCUAAUGCUGGUGCAUCUUCGUCGAGUGGAGCGUCAGGCAGUAAAGGGAAGAAGACACCACCAAGCUGGGGCAGUAACGUCCACACCCUGAGACAGGAAGACGAUGACACUGCAUUCCGAGACAGGAAUGCGUUUUGGAAUGGGAACUCUACUCAGUAUGGUGGUGACGACAACAAAUGAUGCUGUUGGUAAUUCUGGGGAGUUAAUUUCCUCGGUUAUCUGGAGCUACUUGUACAUUCUUGAUUAUAAUCUACUAGAUCUUUUUUGUAACUUUACUGGGUAUAGGGGGUUUUCUUUAUUUGUUAUAAAUGUGUCACAAUACUUUUGCUAUGGUUUGCAGGGAUGAUUACAAUCGUUCUUUUUCUGUCUGGCUGGUUGAUUAUAAUGGUCCUUGGGACCUAUAAGAAAGGAAAGAAAAGAAUAAGAAGGGGACCGAUAAACUGUGAUAAGGAUUGUGUGAGUUGCACGCGGGGACACGAAAUAAUAUCUUGUGCAAUGAAAAAUUCUCUAGUAAUUCAUUUUUGAUUUCUAUCAA